CACUCUCCUCCCAGACUCAAGUCUUCGUUUACAGAGAGAGCUCUCAUGGCCACCACUGAGGUAUUCAACGACCCACCGGCACCGGCGAAUCCAGCUCCUCCGGCUCUCCCAGACUACCCUAAGAUGAUUAUGGAGGCGAUUGAGGGGCUGAAUGAGACCGGAGGCUCGAACAAGACCUCAAUCGCGCAGCAAAUCGAGUCCACUCACACCACCGAUCUGCCGCCGGCUCACGCCACGCUUCUAGCGCAGCACCUGGAGAAGAUGAAGCAGAGCGGCGAGCUCGCUUUUGUGAAGAACAACUACAUGAAGCCUGACCCCAACGCGCCGCCCAAGCGCGGCCGUGGCCGUCCUCCUAAGCCGAAGGUCCCGGGGGCUGAAGGAGCUGCUGCGGUGGUUUCCUCGCCUCCGAGGCCACGUGGCAGGCCUCCCAAGGCUAAGGAUCCGUUUUUCCCGACUCCGAUUGUCCAGAGCUCGACCUCGGGAGGAGGGUCAGGCCGGCCACGUGGCCGUCCUCCGAAGAAGGCCAAGACUGCUCCGACCUCGACUCCGGCUGCUGCUCCGGCGAGUGGUGCUCCUAGAGGGAGAGGCAGGCCACCGAAAGUGAAGCCCUCCGUGGCUCCGGUGGGUUGCUGAGCUCACAGUGAGAGGGAAAGUCGUUUAGGUUUUUUUAUUUUUAUUUUUUUAAUUUGGGUUAAUUUUAGGGUGUGUUGGAAUUUAGUGUUGGGCUAAUUGAUGGUUUAGCUUUCAUUAUCGCAGUGUUUGUUUAAUUUUCAUGUGUUGUGUUAUGUGGUGGUG
Molecule: messenger RNA, 795 nt
Organism: Fragaria vesca subsp. vesca
Lineage: Eukaryota; Viridiplantae; Streptophyta; Magnoliopsida; Rosales; Rosaceae
Product: HMG-Y-related protein A-like
Exons: 2
Coding region: 46-633 (195 amino acids)
Biological process (GO): negative regulation of DNA recombination; nucleosome assembly; chromosome condensation
Cellular component (GO): nucleus; nucleosome; nucleolus
Molecular function (GO): double-stranded DNA binding; nucleosomal DNA binding
Source: RefSeq, a predicted model, not a curated record